GGGAGAUGGCGAGGGGCGGCGACGCGGGCCGGACCCAGCCGGGGCGGCGGGGCGGGCGCCGCCCGAGGGGGUAGGGCGCGCGCGGGGGCGCGCCGGGCCGGGGAGGCGCGCUCCGGCCGCGCUCGCUCUGCUCGCUGCCUCGCUCUCUCGCUCGCUCGCUCCCUCCUCCCUCGCCUGCCGCGGCGGCAGCAGGAGAAGGCGGCGGCGGCGGCGGCGGUGGCUGGGGAUCAGACAUGGCGGCGGAUCUGAACCUGGAGUGGAUCUGCUCCCUGCCCCGGUCCUGGACUUACGGGAUCACCAGAGGCGGCCGAGUCUUCUUCAUCAACGAGGAGGCCAAGAGCACCACCUGGCUGCACCCGGUCACCGGCGAGGCCGUCGUCACCGGACACCGGCGGCAGAGCGCAGAUUUACCCACUGGCUGGGAAGAAGCGUACACUUUUGAAGGUGCCAGAUACUAUAUAAAUCACAAUGAACGGAAAGUGACCUGCAAGCAUCCAGUCACAGGACAGCCAUCGCAGGACAAUUGCAUUUUUGUAGUGAACGAACAGGCUGUUACAACCAUGACGGCUGAAGAAAAGAAGGAACGACCGAUAAGUAUGAUAAAUGAAGCUUCCAACUAUAGCAUGACUUCCGAUUAUGCAGUCCAUCCAAUGAGCCCUGUAGGCAGGACAUCACGGGCCUCAAAAAAAGUUCAUAAUUUUGGAAAGAGGUCAAAUUCAAUUAAAAGGAACCCUAACGCACCUGUGGUCAGACGCGGUUGGCUUUAUAAACAGGACAGUACUGGCAUGAAGCUGUGGAAGAAACGCUGGUUUGUGCUAUCUGAUCUUUGCCUCUUUUAUUAUAGAGAUGAGAAGGAGGAGGGCAUCCUGGGAAGCAUCCUGUUGCCCAGCUUUCAGAUAGCAUUGCUUACCUCCGAGGAUCACAUUAAUCGAAAAUAUGCUUUUAAGGCUGCCCACCCAAACAUGCGGACCUAUUAUUUCUGCACUGAUACAGGAAAGGAAAUGGAGUUGUGGAUGAAGGCCAUGUUAGAUGCUGCCCUGGUGCAGACAGAACCUGUGAAAAGAGUGGACAAGAUUACCUCUGAAACUGCACCAAGUAAAGAAAUCAAUAACAUUCCCAACCACAGAGUGCUGAUUAAACCAGAGGCCCAAAACAACCAAAGAAACAAGGAAAUAAGCAAGAUGGAAGAAAAAAAGGCACUAGAAGCUGAAAAAUACGGAUUUCAGAAGGAUGGUCAAGAUAGACCUCUAACAAAGAUUAAUAGUGUGAAAUUGAAUUCUCUGUCGUCUGAAUAUGAUGGCGGGUCAGCAGGCCCAGCUCCAGCUGCACACUACAGACCAGUCAAUGUGAACAGUUCAGAGAACAAAACAGUCAAUGUGAGUCUGGCAGAUCUGAGAAGUGGCACUCACCCAAAUGCAGGGACCCUGCACACAGAGGCUGACCGGGUCCUACAGAGGACAAAUUCAAUGCAACAGUUGGAGCAGUGGAUUAAAAUCCAGAAGGGAAGGGUUCUUGAGGAAGAACCCAGGGGAGUGAAUUCUUACCAGACGUUACCCAGAAACAUGCCUAGCCACAGAGCCCAGGUUGUGGCCCGCUAUCCUGAAGGUUACAGAACUCUCCCAAGGAACAGCAAGACCAGGCCCGACAGCACCUACAGUGUGGCCCCUGGUGCCCACGACAAGAGCCUGGCACCCGGAGCAGACGAGAAGCGCAGGUCCAUGAGAGAUGACACUAUGUGGCAGCUCUACGAGUGGCAACAGCGCCAGUUCUACAAUAAGCAGAACACCCUGCCUCGACACAGUACCCUGAGUAGCCCUAAAACCAUGGUGAAUAUUUCUGACCAGAAAAUGCACUCCAUUCCCACAUCCCCGUCCCAUGGGUCCAUGGCUGCUUAUCAGGGCUACUCCCCACAACGCACCUACAGAUCGGAAGUGACAUCACCCAUUCAGAGAGGAGAUGUGACGUUGGACCGCAGACACAGGGCUCACCUCCCUAAGCACGUCUAUGUGCCUGACAGAAGGUCGAUGCCAGCUGGCCUGACUUUGCAGUCCGUCAGUCCCCAGAGCCUGCAAGGCAAAACGCCAGAGGAGCUCACGCUGCUGCUCAUAAAGCUAAGACGGCAGCAGGCAGAACUGAGCAGUGUCCGGGAGCACACGCUAGCACAGCUCAUGCAGCUCAAGCUCGAGGCCCCCGGCCCCAAGAAUGAAAUUCUUUCACAUCAUCUUCAAAGGAACGCCAUGUAUUUGGAUCAUCAGCUGUCCCAAGAGGAAUGUAGAGGCACGUUAUACAAAUACAGACCGGAAGAAGUAGAUAUUGAUGCCAAGUUGAGCCGGUUAUGUGAACAAGAUAAAGUGGUCCAUGCUCUGGAAGAGAAACUGCAGCAGCUCCACAAGGAGAAAUACACGCUUGAGCAAGCUUUGCUAUCAGCCAGCCAAGAGAUCGAAAUGAGUGCAGAUAGCCCAACGGCUAUUCAGACGGUGGUGUUACAGAGAGACGAUUUACAAAACGGGCUGCUCAGCACGUGUCGGGAACUUUCUCGGGCCACUGCUGAGCUAGAGCGAGCAUGGAGAGAAUAUGAUAAGUUAGAAUAUGAUGUGACAGUUUCCAGGAACCAGAUGCAAGAACAGCUGGAUCGCCUUGGUGAAGUACAGACUGAAUCAGCAGGAAUUCAGCGUGCACAGAUCCAGAAAGAACUUUGGAGAAUUCAAGAUGUCAUGGAGGGGUUGAGUAAACACAAACAGCAAAGAGGCACCACAGAAACAGGUAUGGCAGGAUCAAAACCUUUCUCAACAGCUAAAUACAAAAACGAGGAAGAGGAAGUAGUCCCACCUCGUCCUCCACUUCCUCGGUCCUAUGACAUUACAGAGCAGCCUCCCAUAAUCCCCCCUCUGCCCAGUGACAGCAGCUCCUUGCUCUGUUAUAGCAGGGGCCCAGUGCAUCUGCCUGAAGACAGGAAGAGUCAUCAAGGUCAAGGAUAUCCAAGAAAUGGAUCUCACUGUGGUCCAGACUAUAGACUCUACAAGAGUGAGCCAGAGCUAACCACAGUGGCUGAAGUUGAUGAGUCUAAUGCAGAGGAGAAGUCAGAGCCCGUGCCGGAGACGGAGAUUCCAGCUGGGAAAGGUUCACACUUUCCUGUCGGGGUAGUCCCUCCAAGGACAAAAUCACCAACGCCCGAGUCUUCCACAAUAGCUUCCUACGUAACCCUGAGGAAAACGAAGAAAAUCAUGGAUCUGAGAACGGAAAGACCGAGAAGUGCAGUGGAGCAGCUCUGUUUAGCUGAAAGUGCUCGACCCCGGAUGACGGUGGAAGAGCAGAUGGAAAGAAUAAGGAGACAUCAGCAAGCCUGCCUGCGGGAGAGGAAGAAGGGAUUCGGUGUCCUGGGUGCUUCGGAUCAGUCACCCUUACCAAGCCCUUCGAGCUUAAGGGACGAUCCCUUCAGGGUUAUGCAGACUCGAAGGAGAGACGAUAACAUGAAGGACCUGGACACGGUCAGUGGGGACAGUGAUGAGAAGCCAAACCACGAAAGUCCCGUGACGGAAAUUGUUCAGCUCAAAGAAGCUGCACCCCAAGACACAGGUCUCAGCAAAGAGCUUAAAAACACUGAACCUGUUCUCUACGAGCUGCUUUUCAAACCUGAGCCAAAUGGCGUAGAUGCUGAGGAAGUGACGGAUAAAGAAAGAGACGAAAAGGAAACGGCUGAUGAUGUUACCUCCAGCUCUCAAGAGGAGACACCAGUAACAAAUCAUAAAGCAGAAGGCCAUCCUGAAGGAAGUGCCAAGAUGGGUCUUCACGAAGCGGAGGACGCCGUGCCUCCCCGUGAGCCAGCUCCUGAGGUUCCGAGAGGAAGUCCGGCCCUAGCAGCCAAAAGUCCCUCCCUGUCUCCCGAGUCCUCGGCGUCUCCCGUGCCCUCUGCUCAGCCUCAGCUCCCGGAAGGAUCGCAUUUCAUGUGUGUGUAGUCUCCCAACUACACCGGACUCCUGCUGAAGCCAUGAGGCCAUGACGAGCUGCCAACAUGGACCUUCAGCAACGUAAGAAGAUGCUGUACAGAAUAUUUUAAAUCUAUGAAAUUCAUAGUUCUGAUGCUUUUGGCCACAGAGCAUCAUUUUAUCACUUCUGGAAAAUGUUUAUUCCAAACAGCUUUAACGGCCCAUAUGUACACUCCGUAAUCGGUCUCCAGGUUAUUACGGAGACACCAGCUUGCUGCUACGUCUCCCGGCACAUCCGUGAAGGUGCUUCUCCGUGUGCGGUCCACAGCCCAAGCUCAGUCAGUCAGUCACUUCCAGGUUUUUGAUGUUCCUUCGGUCUAGGUGAAAUCACACUUCCUCUGGCUUUUCAGCACACAUAGUUACGUAAUUAUUUCCAACGAAACUUCUUUUCCUUUCUUUUCUUUUUUGUUAAUUCCUUCUCAUUUCAGCUAGUGCAGUGCUUUGUUCCACACCUGAUUUGUACAAAUUUUAUAUAUAUAUAUUUAAAAUGUGCCAUUUUAUUACAGCUAAGUGCAAACGUCCAGGUCUCUGCUAUAAUUCUUCCUCAGUCAAAUUGCAAUGUCCAGUUACUGCCACACUCUCGUCAGCUUACAAACACAUUCUCACUUACCUUUUCUUAAGAACAAAAAAGUAUAGGUAAUUUGAAGUACUGGGUAUAUACUUCAUUGACAUAGAUGUGUACAGCAAUAAGCAGGUUUUCAAAUCCAGUACUUAGUUCAUGUACAAAUGUAAUUAUGUUCAUUGUGUAUAUAUUAUACAAUGAGCACAUGUAAUGUAUUAAAGGCUACUUACUAUUGUUUAAAUGCAAAUGUUCAUAACUCAUUUCUUUUUUAUCAUGUUAAAUAAAUGUUGAUGUUCUUAAAUCAGUUGUGUUAGAGCUUC
This is a messenger RNA of Ochotona princeps (American pika), 4868 nucleotides long. It is a transcript of the gene PLEKHA5, whose product is annotated as pleckstrin homology domain containing A5. The transcript has 29 exons. NCBI's taxonomy places the organism in Eukaryota, Metazoa, Chordata, Mammalia, Lagomorpha, Ochotonidae. Gene Ontology annotation, molecular function: phosphatidylinositol-5-phosphate binding; protein binding; phosphatidylinositol-3,5-bisphosphate binding. Gene Ontology annotation, cellular component: cytosol. The record is from RefSeq and is a predicted model, not a curated record. Bases 234 to 3956 code for a protein of 1240 amino acids.